AUGAAUGAAGAAUCGAAGCUUCCCUUGGACUUUCAUUUGAACGAAGAUGAAUUAACCAACGAAGCCAAACGUCUAUUUCCAUUCUAUACAGAAAUCAUCGAAUCUUUAAAUUAUAAUGCUGAAAGAAUACUUAACAAUACUUUUAUACCAAUCAGACAAAAAUAUAUUAUCUGCUCAAAAUUAAGUCAAAGUUACAACAAUGUUAAAAAUGUAUUGAACUAUUUAUCAACUAAACCACUGAAAACAAAACAAAAAGUCAACGAAUUUCCAAUGAUUGUUAUUGCUGGCCUGCCUCGAACUGGUACAACAUUAUUACAUAAUCUGAUGGCUUGUGAUCCAUCAUGUCGUGCUCCGCUAAUAACUGAUAUGGUCCAUGAAACAAUACCACCGAUUCCACGAUCAAAUACUGAUGAACACAGACGUCGAGCAAAACUUAUAGAAGAUACUGAAACUAAAGCAUACGCGACUGCCAAAUACGACCAUAAAAAGUUUCUAAAGAAUUUCUCUGCAUCACAUGCUUUAUUUCCUCAUGAGGAAGAUACUAGACUACUACGGCAAGUUGGUGUCGAUUUUUUCAAUGUCAUUUCUGCAUUUAAAGAUACAGAUUUCACCGAAUGGUUUAUCAAUCAAAAAAAUAAAGAUUUCUGCUAUCAAUAUCAUCAAACUGUUCUACAAAUGUUACAUGAUGUCGAUCCACCUCGCACACAUUGGCAAUUAAAAACUCCGCAGCAUACACUCUGGAUGGAUACAUUACUUAAAUAUUAUCCUCAAGCAUCAAUUAUCAUGUCUCAUCGUCGUCUUGAUCAAGUGAUACCAUCGAUACAUCGUCUAGGUUUUUCCAGUAUUGCUCAUUUCUAUGAUGAAGAAGACUCAACUAAUCUGAAGUUGAACUUAGAAGAAACGCUGUCAACAAUAAAUGAUACCUUUAUACAUCGUCUUAUAGAAUUUCAUCGUCACCAAUCAUCCACAAAGCAUAUUUUCGAUAUUCAAUAUGAAGAUUUAAUGAAAGAUCCUAUUGGUACUGUGCGUCAUAUUUAUGAUCAUUUUGAUUUUCUAGAAUGGUCUGACGAAUUUGAAGAAAAAAUGCGUGCAUGGUUGAUCGAGAAUCCACAAGGCAAACAAGGACGAAAUUCUUAUUCGUUGAGUGAAUUCCAUUUAGAAACACAAAUGGACAAACAAAUUUAUAAAGAUUAUGAAAAAAUGUUUCUUCGAGACAAGAACUAA
Messenger RNA from Adineta steineri, 1224 nucleotides. Lineage: Eukaryota; Metazoa; Rotifera; Eurotatoria; Adinetida; Adinetidae. The record is from the annotation of a GenBank genome assembly.